AUGGCCUCCCAGGUGCCAUCGCAGCCGUCCUCGCCUUCUUCGUCGCCACCCACCUCCCCGGAGCCCGAACUUGCCCAGCUUAGGCGGAAGGUGGAGAAGUUGGAACGCGAGCUGCGGAGCUGCAAGCGGCAGGUGCAAGAGAUCGAGAGGCUGCUGCAUCACACGGAGCGGCUGUACCAGAGCGCCGAGAGCAACAACCAGGAGCUCCGCACUCAGGUGGAAGAGCUCAGUAAAAUACUCCACUGUGGACAGAAUGAAGAUAAUAAAAAGUCUGAUGUAGAAGUACAAACAGAGAAUCACACUCCUUGGUCUAUCUCAGAAUAUUAUUAUCAGACAUACUAUAAAGAUGGUAGUCUUCUAGAUAAUGUGACUGAACUCCCAGUUCAACAAGGUCAGGAUACUGAAGCUUCUGCAUUUAAUUCCGAAGACCAGCCGCAAGUAGAAAACCGUGCUUAUACUGGCACUGAUUUAACAGAAAAUGUUAAAUAUAGACAAGAUGACCAAUUCCCUUCCAGAUUACAGGAGUCAGCAUCUGUGUUAGCAACAGAAGAUACUUCCUUACAAGGUUCAUCAUUAGCUGAAAGUUUGAGAGCAGCAGCAGAAGCUGCUGUGUCACAGACUGGAUUUAGUUAUGAUGAAAAUACUGGAUUAUAUUUUGACCAUAGUACUGGCUUCUACUAUGAUUCUGAAAAUCAACUAUAUUAUGAUCCUUCUACUGGAAUUUAUUACUACUGUGAUGUGGAAAGUGGUCGCUAUCAGUUUCAUUCUCGAGUAGAUUUGCAAACUUACCAAACUUCUAGCACAAAACAUGGUAAAGAUAAAAAAUUGAAGAAGAAAAGAAAGGAUAUAGAUUCUAUAAUAAAUGAAGAAAAGGCUUUGAACUUAGAAGAUCAAAAUGCAUCCAGCAUUGAACAUAUAAGCUACAGUGAAGGAGAAGUUGUUGCAAAUGUGAAAAAGAAGUCCAGAAGAGACAUUCAUUACAAAAAUAAUUCUCAGAAAGUCACUGAUUCAGUUAGUGGAAAUACCCCAGAAUUGCCUUUUAAUGAAAAUACCUAUAAUUUGACAUCAUUUAAAGAUGAGAAAAUCACAGACAGUGAUAGUGAGCCAGAAGAAGGUGAAAUUACAGACUCUCAGACUGAGGACAGUUCUGAGGAAGAUAUUACCAGUGAAGACAGUGUAACUGCAGACGACACAGAAGAAGAUGAUGAAAAAAUUUGGCCUCCAUGUAUCAGAGUAAUCGUUAUUAGAUCACCAGUGUUACAGACAGGAUCACUUUUUAUUAUUACAGCUGUAAAUCCUGCUACAAUUGGAAGAGAAAAAGAUAUGGAACAUACUCUUAGAAUACCUGAAGUUGGUGUCAGUAAGUUUCACGCAGAAAUCCAUUUUGACCAUAACUUACAAAGCUAUGUUCUUGUGGAUCAAGGCAGUCAGAAUGGCACAAUUGUGAAUGGAAAACAGAUUCUUCAGCCUAAAAGUAAAUGUGAUCCUUAUGUACUUGAGCAUGGAGAUGAAGUGAAAAUUGGAGAGACUGUGCUUUCCUUUCACAUACACUCUGGCAGUGACACCUGCGAUGGCUGUGAGCCAGGGCAGGUUAGAGCUCAUCUUCGCCUUGAUAAGAAGGAUGACUCUUUCGUUGGUCCAGCACUAAGUAAGGAGGAAAAAGAGUUGGAAAGAAGAAAAGAAUUAAAAAAAAUUCGUGUGAAGUAUGGUUUACAGAAUAUAGACUAUGAAGAUGAAAAGACAUUGAAGAAUCCAAAAUAUAAAGACCGAGCUGGGAAGCGUAGGGAACAGAUUGGAAGUGAAGGAACUUUCCAACGAGAUGAUGCUCCUGCAUCUGUUCAUUCUGAAAUUACUGAUAGCAACAAAGGUCGAAAGAUGUUGGAGAAGAUGGGUUGGAAAAAAGGAGAGGGCCUAGGCAAGGAUGGUGGAGGAAUGAAAACCCCGAUUCAGCUUCAGCUUCGGCGGACACAUGCAGGCUUGGGGACAGGGAAAUCAUCCUCAAUUGAAGAUGUUCAGCUUCUCCAAAACAAGAGCAAAAAGAACUGGGACAAAGCACGAGAGAGGUUUGCUGAGAACUUUCCAGAAACUAAACCUCAAAAAGAAGCACCAGGAUCUAUGCCUUGGGUAAAAGGAAGUGUAGAGUGA
Molecule: messenger RNA, 2145 nt
Organism: Elephantulus edwardii (Cape elephant shrew)
Lineage: Eukaryota; Metazoa; Chordata; Mammalia; Macroscelidea; Macroscelididae
Gene: AGGF1
Product: angiogenic factor with G patch and FHA domains 1
Exons: 14
Coding region: 1-2145 (714 amino acids)
Molecular function (GO): protein binding; nucleic acid binding
Source: RefSeq, a predicted model, not a curated record